This is a messenger RNA of Topomyia yanbarensis, 6594 nucleotides long. RefSeq names its product myosin-IIIb-like. The coding region runs from base 923 to 6304 and encodes 1793 amino acids. The transcript has 15 exons. Gene Ontology annotation, biological process: protein phosphorylation. NCBI's taxonomy places the organism in Eukaryota, Metazoa, Arthropoda, Insecta, Diptera, Culicidae. The record is from RefSeq and is a predicted model, not a curated record. Gene Ontology annotation, molecular function: cytoskeletal motor activity; protein binding; ATP binding. Gene Ontology annotation, cellular component: myosin complex.
CGAUUUACCAUGACAUGAGAAAUCUACACUUAUACCCGGAGUGUGAGUAGGAAGCUCCAUCGACUAACAGUUAAUUAACUGUUGUUGGAAGAUAGUGAUUACUGUGCCCGGGAGAAGGCGCCCGGUUGGAAAGAAAACCUAUACCCCAUAGUUAGUGGCCGUAUAGCGUGCGGGUGAAAAGUCUACGUGGGAUUGGUUUGGACGCUUGACCAAACAUACCAUACCUAUCAUCAAAACAAUGCUCGGGUGCUGUUGUUCGCGCUGUUUUGGUGGAAAAUAAUAUGAAAAUUCAUGUGAAAUACUUGCCAAGAGGGCUGUAACGAUCGCCGCACAGGCGUGUGACCUUUUCACCGUGUUGUGUUUUUUUUUCUGCUUGUGGCGCACCGGCUUCGUAGCGAAGUUCAAGCGGAUUCGAAGUUUCGUCUGUUUCUGGCUUUUGCUGCGUGGUUAAGUGCAUGACUGUGAAAUUGAGAGAUAAAUAGCUUUAACAUAACGAAAAGAUAAGAGAAGACAGAAGAAAGUUCAAAGCGGAUUGGGAUCUCACACGACGGCUGGUGAUUCGGGCAACUGUUUUUGUGCAUUGUUUUGGAUUGUUUAUUUUUUUACUUUUGGAGUACUGCACGGUAUCAGUGAACGGCGGCUAUUGUUUGUGUACCAGAAGGACUGCGUCAGGCCGGUGUGAAUAAGUGCGAUGCCUCCGAUGCUUCCCGCUGCUGCUUCCUCCAACCAUUUAGUACCGGUAGCUCACGGUGCGUCAUGAUUCAUUCAAAGCUCGGAUCAAGCCUAAUGGAACUGGUUUUUACGGCUGCAGCAUAGACUACAGUUACUGCUCUACCUAUAUACAUACCCACCGCCCCGACCGGCAAACGGGGAAGUGACAACAUCUUGAAGGUCGCGCCACCGGGGAACUUGAAUAAGGAAUAUGGCCUACAAUGGACUGUCGCAGCACGUGGACUUCCUGAGGCUGCCCAAUCCGAGCGAGCGUUUCGAGUUGCUUGAUCUUAUUGGCGAGGGAACCUACGGCGAGGUGUACAGUGCCAAGGACAAGCACAGCGGGCGCAAAUAUGCCGUUAAGAUCCUGGAAACGAUCGCCGACAACAUCGAGGAAAUUGAAGAGGAAUACCUAGUACUGCGAGACCUAUCAAACCAUCCAAACAUUCCGGAUUUUGCUGGGCUUUUUCUGAAGCGUGGUCCAACCGUCGAAGAUGACCAGCUGUGGUUUGUACUGGAGCUCUGUACCGGCGGUUCGGUCACCGACCUCGUCCAGGGCCUGCGCAACCGUGGAACACGGCUUUCCAACAACCAAAUUGCGUACAUUCUCCGGGAGACGGUCCAGGCGUUGGUGUUUCUUCACGAGAACCACUGCAUGCAUCGGGAUAUCAAGGGACACAACAUACUACUAACCGAGAAUGGUCAAGUCAAACUGGUCGACUUUGGCGUCAGUUCGCAUCUGGCAGCCACGAUGGCCCGGCGGAACACUAGCGUCGGCACGCCCUAUUGGAUGGCACCGGAAGUGAUUGCCUGCGAACAGCAGCUGGAUCAGUCGUAUGAUUCGCGAUGUGAUGUGUGGUCAAUUGGAAUUACGGCGAUCGAGCUGGCCGAAGGAGAUCCACCACUGUGUGAACUACAUCCGAUGCGAGCUCUGUUCCAAAUUCCACGAAAUCCGCCCCCGAAGUUAAACCACCCGGAGCUGUACUCGGCCAUGCUGUCGGAUUUCAUUUCCGAGUGUUUGGUUAAGGAUUUGGAGCAGCGACCUUUCUCUAAGGAACUGGUGACUCAUCCGUUUCUUAAAACGGUUGGACCAUAUGUAGAGCAGGUUCGGCAGGAGUUGAAAUCAGAAAUUCAGAAACAACGUUCGGAUGGUAGAGCUCCUCGUCAGGCAGAAGCAACCACUAAAUAUGGCAAGCUCAAGUCAGAUCGGAAGUCGAAACCGCAGAAGAUGUACAUGGAUGACCUGGCGGCGUUGGAUGUUCUCACCGAGGAAACGAUAGUUGAGCAACUACAAAAGCGAUUCGAAACUAGCCAGAUCUACACCUACAUUGGCGACAUAUUGGUGGCAGUCAAUCCAUUCGCUCAACUAGGACUAUACACGAGUUACCAUCAGAAGAAAUACGCUGGAAAAUCACGGUCCGAAAACCCGCCACACAUUUUCGCAGUAGCAGAUGCCGCUCACCAGGCCCUCGUUCACCAGAAGCUGAAUCAGGCGAUCGUCAUCUCAGGCGAAAGUGGAUCUGGUAAAACGGAAAGCGCUAACCUUCUUCUGAAGCAGCUUGUAUAUUUAGGCAAAGCAGUUACCAAAAAUUUGGAAGAAAGAAUACUUCAGGUAAAUCCGAUCAUGGAAGCAUUCGGGAAUGCACGAACCGGAAUCAAUUCGAACAGUUCUCGCUUCGGCAAGUACCUGGAGCUUACGAUGGCCCGCAGUGGUAAGGUGAAUGGGGCACGAAUCUUCGUUUACUUACUGGAGCAGAGCCGGGUGGUCAAACAAGCUGAAGCCGAAGGAAACUUCCACAUUUUCUACUACAUGUACGAUGGUUUGCAGGCGGAAAAGCGCUUGGAAGAAUAUUACCUACAUCCGUCGUAUCGGAAGACUCAUCGUUACCUACAGGAAACCGUAACGUUACCGAAAACCAACGUUGACCGUUGGAAGCAGCUUCUGGCUAGUUUUAAGGUGCUUGGCUUCCGCGACGAUGAAGUCGACAUGGUGAACCGAGUGCUGGCUGCCAUAUUGAACCUGGGUGAUAUGGAGUUUGGAGAGAUAGAUUCCAAUGAUAACACGGACAGCCGUGCGCGGGUCAUCGAUGUGGCUCCGAUGCACCGAGUGUCGAAGCUGUUGGGCGUGGAAUCGACCGAUUUGUUGGAUGCAUUGACUUCGAAUUCGGUGGUGACGCGUGGUGAAACCAUUACCCGACACAACAAUGUGGCCGAAGCUUGCACUGCUAGGGAUGCCAUGGCGAAGGGUUUGUAUGGACGGCUGUUUGAUUGGAUGGUUAAUCAGAUCAAUUUGCUGCUGGUACAUAAUAAGCCGAAUAACAGCCCGGAGCAACUAGCAAUUGGGCUGCUGGAUAUAUUUGGAUUUGAGAAUUUCUCUAAAAAUUCAUUUGAACAACUGUGCAUCAACAUUGCAAAUGAACAGAUUCAGUACUACUUCAACCAGCAUAUAUUUACGUGGGAGCAACAGGAGUACAUGGCCGAGGGAAUUCCAGUAGAUAUGGUAGAAUUCGCCGAUAACCGCCCCGUUCUGGACAUGCUACUGAGCCGACCGCUAGGCUUGUUGGCCCUUCUUGACGAGGAAUCCCGUUUCCCAAGAUCCAACGAUCGAUCUCUUAUUGAAAAAUUCCACAACAAUAUCAAGUCCAAAUUCUACCAGCGCCCAAAGUCGGACGCCGUGUGCUUCGCAAUUCACCACUUUGCCGGUCGGGUUGUCUACCAAGCGGAUGGUUUUCUGGAAAAGAAUCGUAACUUCCUACCGGCGGAAAUUAUCCAGUUAAUCCGGCAGAGCCAGUACGAUAUGAUUCGUUUUCUGUUUCAAUGUCCGAUCACCAAAACAGGCAACCUCUACUCGGCUAUCCAGGAUACCGGAUCCCGGCAGAAUGUGUCAAACUUCAUUAAGGUUGAUACCAAGGAAAAGUUCAACUCCCGCGGACUGGCUUCGCAGUCAAGAGCUCAGCAAACGGUAGCCACCUACUUCCGCUACUCGCUGAUGGAUCUGCUUCAGAAAAUGGUCACCGGUGCACCACAGUUCAUCCGAUGCAUCAAACCAAAUGACAUAAAGGCGGCCAAGAACUUCGAACCGAGCAAAGUGUUGAAACAGCUGCGUUACACCGGAGUGCUGGAAACGAUUCGGAUCCGUCAGCAUGGAUUUAGUCAUCGGUUGGCGUUUGCUGAUUUCUUGAAAAGAUACUACUUCCUCGGCUACGGAUUCGAGGAACGCGUCGUCGCUAGCCGGGAAUCAUGUCGUUUGCUUUUAGUGCGUCUAAAAAUGGAUGGAUGGGCGCUCGGGAAGUCCAAGGUGUUUCUCAAGUAUUACCACAUCGAGUAUUUGUCCAAACUCUACGAGGAACACGUUCGCAAGAUCGUAUUGGUCCAGGCAUGCGUACGACGUUGGUUAGCCAAAGGUCGCAUCAAACGGGAGAAAAUGGCGCGGGUGGCCCUCAGUGCAGUUACCUUGCAGAAGCAUGUCCGUGGCUGGUUAACCCGUCGUCGCAUGAACAAAAUGCUACGUGAGAGACAGGAAAAGGAACGCAUUGAACAGGAGCGAGCUGAAAAAGAACGCAUUGCGAGAGAGAAAAAGAAUAAUGAACAAAACAAAGCCAAACAAGCCUUAGCUAAGGCGAAGAUGAUCCAUCAACAUUCCAACCACGAAUUGAUUAAGCCUUCAGAAAAACAAAGCGUUGAUAUACACAACAAAGAAAAUGAAAAAGCGGCAAUUGUAAUCCAAAGCUACUACCGCGGAUACACGAUCCGGAAGCUGAAGCUGACCCCUGAGGUCGAAGCCAAAACCAAAUAUAUCCUCGGAAUCGCUAGGAAUCGUGUCGAAGCGCAGCGAAUGAUGCAGAAGGAAGGCUUCUCCAAGGAGGACGCCGCUCGCAUAAUCCAAAGGUACUAUCGUACUCACAAGAGCAAGAACAAUAACAGCAACAAUCGGGAAAGUAGCCGACAUAAGGCACCAGCACCGCAACCCAGCAAACCCUUAUCCACCAAGGAUCAACAGGUGGAUUUGAUUGCCUUUUCGCAGAAUGUGCACAUGUUGAACCAGGAAGUGCACAAGAAUCUACGGGCCACCAAACCCGGAGUGCCUCUGGAUGCCAUAGAGAAGCUACCCAGCGAAUACAAGCGCCCGCCGGGUUUUGUGCUUGUCCCGGGACUGCUGGGGACAGUGCCCGGAGGGGAGUUCACCAAGUACAGUUCGUUCCGCAGUGCGGGAGAUUGUGAUCACGAGAUGACCAAGGAACUAAUUCAGAGUCCUUCACUGUCAACCGAAUUCGAUGACAUCUCCCCGUGGGAUCUGCCGUUUUACGAACUGGAACGCAAUCUCCGCUCGCAAAGACAACGGAAUCUCCAACAGCAACAGCAGCAUCAGCAGCAGCAACGGGUGGACAUCAACCGUAACGAGAUCCUCGGUGACCGUAUGGUAGAGCUGAGCGAGCGCAAGCAGCAACUAUCCAAUAACUGGCACCAUGCAAUUCAGGCCACCGAGGCGGCCCAGGACCAUAAAUUCAAGGGGAUGGGCAGAUCCAACAAUCACCAAGAACCGGCACCGAUCCGACAUAUUCCUGCCUUCAGUUAUCUCAACCCGAAUGGUCAUCAAAUUCUUCGCUAUUCUCCGAACAACGUGGAUCAACAGUCUUCAUCUCCCCAAAAUCAGCACCACUAUCGCAACGGACAAGCUAGCGAUGGAAGUGGCCACCGCUAUCGCGAUAUGCCGUCACAUCAUAUUCAACAACAACAGCAACAACAACAGCAGCAGCAACAACAGCAACAACAACAGACAGCCCUGAACGGCCAAGGAAAGGUCAAGAAGCAGAGUUCCAAAAACGAGCACAAGAUCAAGGAGAAGGAAAAUAAAGAGCGAAAAAAGAAGGAGAAAAAAGCCAAGAAAGAAAAGGUGAAGUCUUCGUCAUCCGGAGCGUCGUCAGCUUUCAGCGGUUCGGCGGAGAAAGCCCGAAAAGACCCUAAAAAGAAGCCCCCCAUGCCGUUCCCGCAGCCACCGCAGCAACGAAUCAUUGAACAGCACGACUAUCAGAACAUUUCCGAGGAGACAAAGAUCGACAGCAAGAGUCCGGUGAUGCGAAUGUUUGGUGAUACGAAUUUUUUGCUCAAUCACCGUCGAAAGGUUUCCAACCAGAAGGAAAGUAACCUAAGCUGCGGGCAGGGGGUUUGCGAGCUGAUGAACGGAGUGUACCGAUUCAGCCCUCACGUGACCUCGUUUGCGGAGCUCGAAUCCAACAAGGGAAGCCACCACUCGCACCCGUCCACGCUGGACUCCAAAGAGUACCAGAACUUCAACGUGUCCAAGUAUCUGAACAUCGAUGUCAAAACUCCGAACCUGCGUAGCGUCAAGCACCAUAUCUGUUCAAACAGUAGCAGUAUGAGUACGGGCAGCAGUGGUUCCAACUCGCUGAAUUCGUUCGAUUCCGUCGAACAGGCGAUCAUUUUCCAGAAAAACAAGAACGCCGACUCGUACCUCGGUCCGUUCAACUUUCGCCAGUUGCUCAGGCCUACACAAGGGCCAACGGAAUCGUUGCGGAAGCGGAAAGGAAUCAAUCCACCGUCGCCACCGCCACCGCAACGGGGCAAGAGCUGAGAAGUCGGGAUGUUGUUCUGUUAGUUAAAUGGUACAUUCGAUAUUAAUUAGAAUUUGUUUUUGUUUGUAUUAUUGCUGUUGUGCAUUUUUUUUUCGAAUGAAUGUCUAUAAUGGAAUCGAUCAGAGCUCGAUAGAUUGACUCGUUUCGCCUUCCUGAGGAUAGGGGAUUCAUUUUCCACGGGGAAUUUUCGGGAACACUAUGCUAAGAUGGGAUCGUGUGUGAAAUCUAUUUACAAUCUGUAAAUCUAAUAGAUGAUGAAUAUAUAUAGAGCUAAUGUAUCUAAUAGGAA